AUGCUGCUGCGGGAGCUGCUGGCGCUGCUCCGCCGCUGCUGGCCCUCCCUGCUGCUGCACUGUGCCCUGCACCCGCUCUGGGGCUCCAUCCAGGUCACUCAGGGCGAGACCCAGAAGUCAUGUUCCAAUCCCGUAGCAGAGAAAGCCACAGAGAGCUGCCAGCAAAUUUGCCAGUGUAGACCACCUCCGCUGCUACCACCGCCUCCGCCUCCGCCGCCGCCGCCGAGGUUGCUGGUGGUCCCAACUCCCAAGUCUACCUUUUGUCCCACCGAGGAGACCUGGUGGCCAGGCCUGGUUAUUACCAUUGCAGUAUGCAGCGCCACACUAGUGUUCCUCUUUGUAGUUGUCAUCAUUUGCUACAAAGCCAUAAAAAGGAAACCACUGAGAAAAGAGGAGAAUGGAACCAGUCAAGCUGAAUAUGCAAUGACUUCCUCCCAGAACAACAAAACAGUUGAUAACAAUGCAGUCGUAUAACUCCUGAAAGCCCUUCGAGAUGCAGGAGGUGUUAAACUUUAGAAGCACACACACAAAGUAUGCAAGAUGGGUGAACUAAGGCAAGGAGAGGCGCUCUGUGGCCAAGGACUCCAUUUCAGAAAUGGCGCCCGCAACAGUGAUUCCGAAGAGCUGCUCUUCAGGCCUGCUGCUUGUACACGGGAGGAUAAACUUGCCCACGUGGGCUGCCUGGAGAAAAGGCCCCACAAAGGCCUAGCAUUGCAUGCUGCAUCUCCUGAAAGCAUCGUCACAAUGACUUCCAUUCGUCGUCGUCUUCUCCUCUCCCCCCACUUUUUUAGUUUGGACUGAUUAAGCAAAAGCUGCAUAAAUAGAAUCUUUUGGUCAAGAGGUGAUCUGCCAGAGCGGCAGCAACUUAUUAUAAAUGGGUUUGAGGUUCAAGGGUGGAAGUUGUCACCUACAUGCUUCUCCAGCCUGCGCAGUGUUUUCACUUACAAGCCAGUAGCUUUGUAUGCUUAGUUCAUUCACUCUUUUCAUUCCUAUU
Messenger RNA from Nothoprocta perdicaria, 994 nucleotides. RefSeq names its product proline rich membrane anchor 1 (gene PRIMA1). The record is from RefSeq and is a predicted model, not a curated record. Lineage: Eukaryota; Metazoa; Chordata; Aves; Tinamiformes; Tinamidae. Bases 1 to 474 code for a protein of 157 amino acids. The transcript has 4 exons.